Chrysoperla carnea is the source of this 4088-nucleotide messenger RNA. RefSeq names its product phosphoribosylformylglycinamidine synthase (gene Pfas). The coding region runs from base 60 to 4049 and encodes 1329 amino acids. Gene Ontology annotation, biological process: 'de novo' IMP biosynthetic process. Lineage: Eukaryota; Metazoa; Arthropoda; Insecta; Neuroptera; Chrysopidae. Gene Ontology annotation, molecular function: phosphoribosylformylglycinamidine synthase activity. The record is from RefSeq and is a predicted model, not a curated record. The transcript has 4 exons.
UCACAUAAACAUAUAUUUUAAAACAGUUGAUUUAGUUUUUCAGUUAAACGGUUAAAAGAAUGACUUUAAAAAAUGGAAGUUAUAUUGAAAGGUUUUAUCGUGUACCUGGCCUUGCACCACAAAAAACAAAAGAUCUUCUAGAAUUAUUAAGUGAAAUAGAAGUCUUAACAAAAUUUUCAUCAACAAUCACAAAAAUUGAAACAGAACUUUGUUACUAUGUCGAAAUUAAUGGAGAAAAAUUAUCGAUUGCCGAUGAGAAAAAACUUCAAUGGAUUUUGGGCAUUCCACAUAAUCCAAAAGCAUUACAAAAAGUACCACAUUUAAAAUCAAACGCCGGAGAAAGUAUCUUAAUUGAAAUUGGACCAAGAUUUAAUUUUUCAACACCAAAUUCAAGUAAUUCUGUUUCAAUAUGUAAAUCACUUCAACUACAUCAAAUUACACGCAUUGAAGUAUCGAGAAGAUAUUUAAUUUCGUAUGCAGGGAAAAUUAAAGGUAAAAAUAUCGAAUGCUUGGAAAAAGAAAUUAUCAAAUUGGUCCACGAUCGGAUGACUGAAUGUCAAUACACUGAUGAAAAUAUACCAAAAAAUAGCUUUAAUGAGAAACUAGUAAAGAAAGAUGAUUUAAAAGAUGUGGAUAUUAUGCGCUAUGGGCGUAAAGCUUUGGAACAAAUUAAUAAUGAAAUGGGUUUAGCUUUUGACGAUGCAGAUUUAGAUUAUUAUACACGAUUGUUUAAAGAUACGUUAAAACGUAAUCCAACUAGUGUCGAAUGUUUUGAUUUAGCACAAUCGAAUAGUGAACAUAGUCGACAUUGGUUUUUCAAAGGAAAAAUGGUUGUUGAUGGUGUUGAACAAAAAGACACUUUAAUUGAUAUGAUUAUUAAGACCCAAGAUAAUUCGAAUCAAAACAAUGUCAUUAAAUUUAGUGAUAAUAGCAGUGCCAUAGUAGGAUACGAUCAUAAUGUAUUAAAACCAAAAGUACCUGGCAAACCUUGUGAAUUAACUUUAGAAUCUGCAAAAUCACAUUUGAUUUUUACUGCUGAAACUCAUAAUUUCCCCACUGGUGUUGCUCCAUUUAGUGGAGCAACAACUGGCACUGGUGGUCGUAUCAGAGAUGUACAAGCCGUUGGAAGAGGUGGCCAUUGUAUUGCGGGAACUGCUGGAUACUCUACGGGAAAUUUGCGAAUACCAGAUUAUGAACAACCAUGGGAGGAUGAUGUCGAAUACCCAGAUAAUUUUGCAUCACCCUUAGAAAUUUUAGUCGAAGCAAGUAACGGAGCAUCAGAUUAUGGUAAUAAAUUUGGCGAACCGUUAAUUUGUGGAUUUACUCGAACAUUUGGAUUAGUGGAUAAUGCAGGCGAUAGAAAAGAAUAUAUAAAACCAAUUAUGUUUAGUGGAGGAAUUGGAUUUAUGGAUGCUGAAAUGAUAGAUAAAGAUAAACCAGAGGAAGGAAUGCAAAUUGUCAAAAUUGGUGGCCCAGUUUACCGUAUCGGAGUGGGUGGUGGUGCAGCUAGUUCAGUACAAGUUCAAGGAGAUAACAAAACGGAAUUAGAUUUUAAUGCUGUUCAAAGAGGUGAUGCUGAAAUGGAACAAAAGCUAAAUAGAGUUGUUCGAGCAUGUAUAGAACUCAAAUCUGAAAAUCCAAUUGUUAGUAUACACGAUCAAGGCGCUGGAGGAAAUGGAAAUGUUUUGAAAGAAUUAGUUGAACCUGUUGGGGGAGUUAUUUAUGCCGAUCGUUUUGAAUUAGGAGAUCCUACAAUUAAUGCAUUAGAAUUAUGGGGAGCCGAGUAUCAAGAAAAUAAUGCUCUUUUAUGUAGAAAAGAACAAAAGGAAUUAUUGAAAAACAUUUGUCAAAGAGAACGUUGUCCUGUUAACUUUGUUGGUGAAGUUGAAAAUACUGGAAAAGUUGUUCUUGCUUUAGACGAAUCACGAACAAAAACUCCUUUCAAUCUUGAAUUAUCCCACGUCUUAGGAAAAAUGCCACAAAAAGUAUUCAAUUUACAAAGACAAAAAAGUGUUAGUAAAUUUUUAACUUUAAAUCCAAAUUUAACCGUUGAUGCCGCUUUAAAUAAAGUAUUGCGUUUACCAUCGGUUUGUAGCAAACGUUUCUUAACAAAUAAGGUUGAUAGAUGUGUCACAGGUUUAAUUGCACAACAGCAAUGUGUAGGUCCUUUACACACUCCUUUGGCAGACGUUGCGGUAACUGCAGUCUCAUUUAGCGGUUUUGAAGGUAUUGCUUCUGCCAUCGGUGAACAACCUAUUAAGGGUCUUUUAAAUAACGGAGCUGGAGCCAGAAUGACUGUAGCUGAAUCUCUAACAAAUUUAGUAUUUGCUGCUAUAACAGAUAUCAAAGACGUUAAAUGCAGUGGAAAUUGGAUGUGGGCUGCUAAACUUCCAGGAGAAGGUGCAGCUUUAUAUGAUACUUGUUCAGCAAUGUGUGAAGUUAUGGGUAAAUUGGGCAUAGCAAUCGAUGGAGGUAAAGAUUCUCUCAGUAUGGCAGCAAGAGUUGGAAAUAAAACUAUUAAAGCACCAGGUACAUUAGUUGUAUCAACAUAUGCUCCAUGUCCCGAUAUACGUAAAGUAGUAACUCCUGAUUUAAAAGCUCCUGCUAGAAAUGAAAAAGGUGCGUUAUUAUACAUCGAUUUGUCAGGUGGAAAAACACGAUUAGGUGGUUCAGCAUUAGCACAGUGUCAUAAACAAUUAGGACAUGAAGUACCCGAUUUAGAACAACCUGAAUUACUUGUAAAUGCAUUUAACGCCACCCAAUAUUUGAUUAAAAACGAUAAAAUUUUAUCAGGCCAUGAUAUUAGUGAUGGAGGAUUAAUCACCUGUUUACUUGAAAUGGGAUUUGCUGGAUUGUCUGGAUUAGAUAUCAAAAUUGAUCAUAAAGUAGGAUCUCCAAUUGAAAUUUUAUUUAAUGAAGAAGUAGGAUUCAUUCUAGAAGUUUUAAAUGCAGAUCUCGAGGACUGUUUACAAACAUUUAAAAAACAUAAUGUCCCUUGCUAUAACAUAGGAAAUUCCAACAACUAUGGAAUUAAAUCACCAGUGAAAGUUUUUGUUAACGGAAAACUCGUUCUUUCAAAUGAUUUAUUAACGCUGUUCAAACAAUGGGAGGAAACAAGUUAUCAACUUGAAUUGCGACAAGCAGCACAUGAAUCUGCAAGAGCUGAAUUUAAAUCGUUGGAAACUAGAACAGGACCUAAGUACAAGUUAACUUUUAAUCCAGAUGCACCUGUCAGUUCACCCAUUGGAAAUUCGCCAAUUCGUGUUGCUAUUUUACGUGAGGAAGGUACAAAUGGUGAUAGAGAAAUGGCUUACAUUUUCUUAAAGGUUGGUUUUGAAGUUUGGGAUGUGACAAUGCAAGAUAUUAUUGCUGGAGAUAUUAAAUUGGAUCAAUUCAAAGGCGUUGUCUUCCCUGGAGGCUUCAGUUAUGCAGAUGUUUUGGGAUCCGCUAAAGGUUGGGCAGCAAGUAUAUUAUUUAAUGAUAAAGUUAACGCUGAAUUUAAGAAAUUCCUUAACCGAGAAGAUACAUUCAGUUUGGGAGUAUGUAAUGGUUGUCAAUUGAUGAGUUUAAUUGGUUGGGUCGGUGAAUUAGAUAACAACUUAAUUCCAGAUAUAACAUUAGACCACAACACAUCUGGUCGUUUUGAAUGCAGAUGGUCUACCGUCAAAAUAGAGAAAUCUAAAGCAAUAAUGCUGCAAGAUAUGCAAGAUUCCAUUUACGGUGUAUGGGCUGUACAUGGUGAAGGACGAUUUACAUUCCGUAAUACUGAUAUAUUAGAUAAUUUAGAAAAAUCCAACUGUGUUGCCUUAAGGUAUGUCGAUGACACGGGAAAUCCUACAGAAAUGUAUCCAAUGAAUCAAAAUGGUAGUCCAAAAGGUUUAGCUGGAAUUUGUUCAGAAAAUGGUAGACAUUUGGCAAUGAUGCCGCAUCCAGAACGUUGUGCUUUGAAAUUUCAGUGCCCAUACAUUCCAUAUGAAUUCCAAAAAUAUGAAAAAUCGCCAUGGGAAAAAAUGUUCCAAAAUGCUUAUGAUUGGUGUACUAAGCAUUAAUUUAAUCUAUUUUUUUUAAAUAUUAUAUAAAUUUUUUAA